Messenger RNA from Cydia fagiglandana, 3051 nucleotides. RefSeq lists its product as uncharacterized. NCBI's taxonomy places the organism in Eukaryota, Metazoa, Arthropoda, Insecta, Lepidoptera, Tortricidae. The coding region runs from base 1645 to 3042 and encodes 465 amino acids. Gene Ontology annotation, molecular function: zinc ion binding; nucleic acid binding. The transcript has a single exon. The record is from RefSeq and is a predicted model, not a curated record.
UAUGCGUUACACGAACUAUUAUUAUUAAAAUAAAAUACAAAUAUAGAUAAAAAUACCACUUAAAACUAAUUUUACGAGCUAAUAUUUACAAUUAAAACUAUAUUAAAACAUAAAAAAUGCAACAAGUAUUCGUCAGCGCCGUCUUAGCGCUCCGAUAGAUUUGUGAAUGCAACAUUUUAGAGCUCACGGAAACAAGUUCUUUUGUUUGUCGUAUGGUCAGUUGCAUUAGCGGAUCGCCCGUCCACCAUUCCCGAUCUUCAUUCGAAAUAGAACGCACGUCACACUAAUCAUCGGUCUCUGAUACGUACAUCAAUUUAUAAAAAUGUAACCGAUAUAACUUAAUAUGUUGUCGUCCCUAACGUUCCUCGAAAUGUUUUUCCUUAACGUCGUAAUACGUUAACUUGUACUAUCGCGAGUGAAAGUAAACCCCAAAUUGGGUAAGUGGUAAAUUUAUUAACGCAAAUGUAGAUUUUCCAUGCUAAUUAGAUAUUAAGAUAAUUUUAGUGCUUUUACUUUACUUCAUCAAACCAUUUCACAAUUAAAUACUAAGUGUAUAAUGAUUUUGCUCGAUCAUGCUGCUGUAACGAUAUUGCAUCAGAAAUUAUUUCCACCCUCAUUUUGAAAUAGUAAAUUAUUGCAUCAUCUUUACAAAUUGUAAUCUCCGACUCUGAUUGUGAACAUCCACGGCAUCACUGCUACAUUUUAGGUGCUUUCUUUUCCUGCCGCUCGCCGGGGAUGCUCACAAAUUACGUAGCCGGACUGUAAUCUCAUGCGUUUGGAUGACGCGUUCCAGGGUCCAAAGUUCGGGCUGAAUUUUGUGGUGGAGGAUCCACCGCAGCCUACUACUACGUUGGGUAGUACACUCGCCGCAGCCACACCUACACUGCGCUACGCUUCUCUCGUCAGUCGGAAGACCACCCCGUCUCAAGCACCGGGCGGCCCUGAGUACAGUCGGCCACAGUUCAGCGCCCGCACACACCCAGGCGAGAGUACCUAACCGCAGAGUAAAGGGAUAUUGUGUGGAUUUAUAAAACCAAACUUACGACCCACUUGGCCAUUUAGUUUUUUUUAGUUUUUUUUAGUUAAAUUAAAUAUUCUUUUGCACGAAUCGAGAUUACUCAUUUCUCUCUUCUAAAAGGUAGUUAAGAUCCUAAUCGUGACACUGGCGCCCUCUAACGUGGUUAAAUUCACACAAAUCCUAUUUAUUUCUCGGCUUUUGUAGUUAGUGUAUGUUUGUGGCUUAUUCUUUUUUCUGUGCAACGUUUUUUUUUGGUUUCAUUUGCUACUAAGGUGUACUAUUAGUAGAAAGUAAUUUGGUAAUUUUGUAAGGUGUUUCGUAAAUUGAUUUCUACCCACAUAUGGUCAAAUUCUAUAAUUUAUUUUAUGUUAGUGUUAAAUUACGCUUAGUAUCACAAAUAUAGUGAAAUUAGUAUUAAUUGUUUCUAUCGAGUGGAAAGUACACAUUAGUAGCACGCUUUUCUUCUUUUUAUUUGCAACUAACCUGUUUUUAUUUUUAUUUCUACUAAUUGGGAAAACCAAACGUUCAUCAUUCAUCAACUUUUGUAACAGAUCGGAGAAUUUUUAAUAUAAGCUUAUUAGUUUCUGCUUCUUACCACUUAUCCUCUAAUUAAAUUUAAAUUCACGAUGCUGCCUGUCAAAUAUCUUUCUCUUCAAAAAUCGGAGCUUGAAUAUGAGGUUCAGCUCCGAGGUGCUACUGCCGGUUCUUCAGUAGAGGAAUUGCGAAGACAAAUUGUAAAAUUAGCCGCGGAGCACCCGGCUGAACACAUAUUAGAGUCUCCGCUAGAUAUUCGACAGGAUCUUAGGGGUUGCGUAGAAGUUCUUACAAAAAUACAAUUAAAUCUUGAUAUUUCUGAACCAAGUGUACCUACUAUUAUGAGAACGCAAAAUAUGCUAAAUCACCUUCAUAAUCGUUUAGCGAGGAUAACGUGCGGUGACGACAGAAAAGAAUAUAAGGAUAUCCUAGAGGGGCAUAAAGUCGCCUCCCAGAAGCUCGCGGCUCUUCAAGCUAAGAGGCCUACACAAAUAACGACAACUUCUUCUAAUUUAGGCGCGGGUCCCUCUAGUGAGACCUCGACGGCGGCCCCAGGGGUUCAGAACUUGAUUUCGGUGACAUGCGAUCGCACUGUAGCUGACUUGAGUAAAUUAAAAUUUAAUGGCAAAACUUGUGUCCGCUCAUUUAUACAGCGCGUCGACGAAUUUAUUGUUGCACGUAACAUUGCAUCAACAAAAGUAUUAGCUUUCGCCACCGAAAUCUUUCAAGACAACGCUCUGCAUUGGUUCCGUUCGGUACGGGACAAUAUUUCUUCCUGGCCAGAACUCGCUGCUAAAUUGAAAGAGGACUUCGAUCAAUCUAAUUAUGAUUACCGACUUACGACGGAGAUUCGCUCUCGGACUCAGGGUGAACAUGAAAACAUAACUGUUUAUCUUUCCAUUAUGAGUGGUAUGUUUUCUCGUCUUUCGACACCCCCAAGCGAAGCGGAGCAGCUCGAAACCUUACUUCACAAUAUUAGGCCGUGUUACGCAAGUACACUAGCAGCAUCAUCUACCGAAAUUAGGACAAUUGAUUCUUUACGCUCAUUGUGUCGCAAUUACGAGACUUAUCAUUCUCGACACUCACAAUUUCAGGAGCCACCAAGAGUGACUUCCGACACUGUUGCACCCGAAUUUGCGUACUCUAGGGAAUCAAAUAAAAGUACAAAUAAAUUUAACAACAAUACAUAUAAUAAACAAAAUUACACAUAUAACAAUAAUUAUAAUAAAGGACAAUAUUCUAAAAACACCACAAAUUAUAGCCAGAAUCAAAAUCAAAACAAGUCUCAACAACAAAAUUAUAUACAUUCUGUGUCCAAUGCUGCUCAAAACAAUAAACAACAACCGUAUUGCCCAAGGUGCCGUAGUAAUAAUCAUCAUAUUCGGCAAUGUACGGCUAGUAGGGACGUGUUUUGUUUUAAAUGUGGCAAGAAAGAUGUCAAAACACCUGAUUGUCCGGUUUGUAAUAAAAAGGCAGAUACAAAAAACUAGAUGAGCGGA